GUAGUCCCGCAUUGGGUGUGUAGACAUGGCGGCCUCCUUGGUGGAAGGCUGUAGGGUGUCCCUGAACCUGGCCCGGAGCUUCCGAACGGCCAGACCGCGGCUCGCUGCAGUCGCGUCAGAUACCUCCUGUGUCCGCACGGGAUCGAGCCGGCUUCAGAGCACCGGGCCUUCCGAACCCGGUGGGUUCAAGCCACCUCCGAAACCUGUCUUGGAGGACCGGCGCCGAGCCGCGGACGAAAGUACAAGGUUCCUGAGUCCCGAAUUCAUUCCUCCAAGGGGAAGAACAAACCCUCUGAAAUUUCAGCUAGAAAGAAAAGAUAUGCUAGCCAGGAGGAAGGUGCUUCACAUUCCAGAGUUCUAUGUUGGAAGCAUACUGCGUGUCACCUCAGCUGACCGGUAUGCCAGUGGAAAAACCAUCCAGUUCCUGGGGAUUUGCAUCCAGCGGUCAGGAAAAGGGCUUGGAGCUACUUUCACCCUUAGGAACAUUAUUGAAGGACAAGGUGUGGAGAUUUGCUUUGAACUGUAUAAUCCUCGAAUCCACGAGAUCCAAGUGGUGAAGUUGGAGAAGCGGUUGGACGACAGCCUGCUGUAUUUACGAGAUGCCCUCCCCGAGUUCAGCACCUUUGACGUUGACAUGAAGCCGGUCCCACAUGAGUCCUGCCAGGAAGUGCCUGUUAACAAGCUGAAAGUUAAAAUGAAGCCAAAGCCAUGGUCCAAACGCUGGGAACGUCCGAACUUCAACAUUAAAGGAAUCAGAUUUGAUCUUGCUUUAACUGAAGAGCAAAUGAAAGAAGCCCAGAAGUGGAGCCAGCCAUGGCUUGAGUUUGAUAUGAUGAGAGAAUAUGACACUUCAAAAAUUGAAGCUGCAUUGCGGGAAGAAAUAGAAGCAUCAAAGAAGUCUUGAUCUUGGGACUUGUGAGACAGCUCAGCAGGGGCUGCAGGAAUGACUCUGUGGUUAAAUCUCUUCCGAGGACUUGGGUUUGGUUCCUAGCAUCUACAUCAGGUGGCCCACAACCUCCUGAACUCUGGUUCCAGGGGAUCUGAUCCCUCUGGUCUUUGGUGGUCUCUGCAUGUAAGUGGUGUACAUAAAAUUACCCAGGUGUAUAAAUGACCACACAUAUAGAAAGCUUUUUUAAAAAAGGUUUUUUUCUUAAUAAAUUAACAAUGAAUUACAAA
Molecule: messenger RNA, 1176 nt
Organism: Cricetulus griseus (Chinese hamster)
Lineage: Eukaryota; Metazoa; Chordata; Mammalia; Rodentia; Cricetidae
Source: RefSeq, a predicted model, not a curated record